AUGGUUAAUCGAUUAAAGUAUGUUAUGUCAUUCUUGAUUGGCUCGGAACAAAGCAGUUUUGUGCCAGGAAGGCAAAUUAUGGAUAAUAUUGUUAUAUAUCAAGAGGUGUUCCACUCGAUGAACAAGGCUAAAGGGGUUAAGGGUUAUAUGGCUUUGAAGAUCGACUUGGAAAAAGCCUACGAUAGACUUAAUUGGGACUUUCUUGAAUUAGUUUUAUCCAAUACUGGGUUUUCAGAUGCUUGGAUCAAUAAUAUUAUGAAAGGAGGACCAACCGUAUCUCAUUUGAUGUUUGCUGAUCAUAUGGUCCUCUUCACUGAAGCCACGGUUGAGCAGAUGGGUUGUAUCUUGAAGAUUUUGAAUGAUUUUUCGCUUGUGUCUGGGCAGCGAAUAAAUUUCAGCAAGUUCUGCAUAUUUUUCUCUCCAAAGAUUACUUCAUAUUUGGCUGAAAGUUUAGUGAAUAUGGCAGGGAUGGCUAGAACUGAUAGUCUUGGCAGCCAUCUGGGGAUGCCUUCGUUUCAUAGGAGAAUGGGUCCAACUUCAUUUCGGGAGGUUAUUGACAAGAUGAAACAUAGAUUGUCUGGCUGGAAGGCCUUUAUGCUUUCUAAAGCAGGGAGGGUCAUUAUGAUUAGCUCGGUUCUUAAUGCAAUUCCGAUGUUCUUAAUGCAGACCACAGUGCUUCCUAAAUAUGCUGUUGGUAGAGCUUCAUGGGAUAUGAAGAUGAAAAAUGGAGCAUCUAUGAAUUGGAGGGCGGUGUGUUUUGGUUUGGAGCUUCUUCGUAAAGGAAUCAGUCACAAUGUGGUUUCUGGGAAUGAGAUACUCUUUUGGACAGAUUCAUGGCUAUCUAUAGGACCUUUGAUUGAGUUCACUUUGGUGCCUGCUUCCCAUUUGAGUCUAUUAGACAAGAUUCGCAACUACUGGAUUGAGGGUGUAGGAUGGAAUUGGGAUGUCUUGAGGGAAGUUCUUCCCCAAAAUAUUUUGAGCUUCUUGCAACUGUUAACUCUAUCUAAUAGUGUUGAGGAUGCUGAUGGCGUGAUUUGGAGCAGAAACUCAUCGAGAGCAGCUUUUGCUAAAAGCGAGUAG
This is a messenger RNA of Manihot esculenta (cassava), 1080 nucleotides long. RefSeq lists its product as uncharacterized. The coding region runs from base 1 to 1080 and encodes 359 amino acids. The record is from RefSeq and is a predicted model, not a curated record. NCBI's taxonomy places the organism in Eukaryota, Viridiplantae, Streptophyta, Magnoliopsida, Malpighiales, Euphorbiaceae. The transcript is spliced from 3 exons.